This is a messenger RNA of Stegostoma tigrinum, 3664 nucleotides long. RefSeq names its product vascular endothelial growth factor C-like. Gene Ontology annotation, biological process: response to hypoxia; positive regulation of mast cell chemotaxis; positive regulation of endothelial cell proliferation. Lineage: Eukaryota; Metazoa; Chordata; Chondrichthyes; Orectolobiformes; Stegostomatidae. Gene Ontology annotation, molecular function: growth factor activity; chemoattractant activity; vascular endothelial growth factor receptor 3 binding. The record is from RefSeq and is a predicted model, not a curated record. The coding region runs from base 273 to 1577 and encodes 434 amino acids. The transcript is spliced from 7 exons. Gene Ontology annotation, cellular component: membrane.
GCGACCACUUUCAUCCUCAGAAAAGUAACUCCACAGUCAAAGUGCGCAGGCUUUUUUUUCACUCCCGAUCGUUUUGUGAGCAGAAAGCGCAUUGGUGCUUAUUAUAUACUUGUUAUUAAAAAAAAAACAAAAAGGACGUUUUGUUGCCUGGACUACUAUUCUCUUCGAAAAAAAAACUGGGAAGUUUAUUCCUCGACUUCUUAAAGAGUUUUUUUUCUGCUCAAGCAACUUUUUUUUAGUUGAAAGAGGAAAUAAAGCAAAAGAAAAAGAAAAUGCACUUUUGCUGCAGCAAGUUGCUUCACCGGAGCUGUCAGAAAUCUAGGCGAGUUUGGAGUCUGUCAGGACUGUUCGUGUUUCUGUCCUUCGUGCACGUCCUACUGUUGGGACCCAACACUGCCUACGAGUCCAACCAGGAUUACUAUGACCACUAUCAAGAGGAGGAAGAAAAUGAGGGCCAGGCCAGCAGCGAACUGGAGGACCAACUGAGGUCGGCGUCCAGUGUCACAGAGCUGAUGGACAUUUUCUAUCCAGAAUACAGGAAGAUCCAUGAAUGUCUGCAAAGGAGAAUUCACAUGGUCCAGCGGGAAAUGACAGAGGCUGAAGAAAAGGAGUGGAAGGAGGCAGCAGCAUUUACACUGUCGUGGCAAGAUGAAGAUAUAAAAAAUGUUGAACUUGAAUGGGAAAAGACUCAGUGUAAGCCUAGAGAAGUGUGCUUGGAUGUGGGGAAAGAGCUUGGGACUGCCACAAACAAGUUCUACAAACCUCCCUGUGUGUCUAUCCACAGAUGUGGAGGCUGCUGCAACAGCGAGGGACUACAGUGUGUUAACAUCAGUACUUCGUACGUGAGUAAGACAUUGUUCGAAAUCACGCUACCACGAGUUGGAUUCUCGAAGUUAGUCAUGAUUAGCUUCAUCAAUCAUACUGCCUGUAUAUGUCAGCCCAAGCGAGACACAUUCGGACAGUCCCACUCGAUUAUCAGACGUUCUUUUCACAUUUCACAGACCGGAUGCAUUAUGGAGAACGAAACGUGUCCACUUGGUCUCACCUGGAAUCCCCAGCACUGCAGAUGUGUCACCGAACUGGAAGACUUCAGCUUAGAAGCCAGCAAUUCAGAACCAGCAGAUGUUAGUGGAAGUGAGGUGGAUGAUUUCUGUGGGCCCAACAUGGUAUUCGAUGAAGACACAUGUAGCUGCGUGUGCACAAACAGACUUUCCAUAUCGAGUUGUGGUCCCAGCAAAGAAUUUGAUGAGAGUACUUGCAAAUGUGUUUGCAGUAACACAGAGCAUCAUGGCGUUUGUGAACCCCCGAAGGAAUGGGAUGAAGAAGCCUGCGAGUGUGCGUGUAGGAAGAACUGCCCGAAGAAUCAGCCCUUGAACAGCAGCAAAUGCACCUGUGAGUGCAAAGAGUCUGUGUAUUCGUGUUUUCGCAAAGGGAAAAAGUUUGAUCCCCAGACAUGCAGGUGCUACAGGUUGCCUUGCAGAACUCAAGCAAAGCACUGCCAAUCAGGCUUUUACUUCAGUCAUUAUGUCUGCAGUUGUCUUCCAUUAUAUAUGAAGGAAUACCAAACUGAGGAGUGAUGCACAGACUGCUUUCUACUUUGGCUUGCUUCAUGAAUGAAGAAAUUACAUUUUUCAGCCUGCAGCACUUACAAAAGUACCAUUUUUAUUGAGUGUCUACACAAUCUACAGGUACACUGUCUCAAAUCCGACACCCCUCAGCAUUGAUACUGUGCCGGAUUUCAGACUUCCUGAGAUUUUGGAUUACCCAAAUCCACAAUAGGUUCCAGGUCGAUACACAAUCAUGCAUUUUCAGCGAAAGGUGCAAUCCACCACUCCGUGACUACAUUGGAUCAUGAAAAGUGCAGCCAAGGACCGAUGCUAAAUGUAAAUGACGAACACAUACGGACAGGGCAAAUCAUAAAUGCUGUAAAUAUUGAGUGACGCACAAGGAGAAGAAGUUAUAGAAUAGAGCCUCUACAGUGUGGAAGCAGGCCAUUCAGCCCAUCCCAACCCUCCAAAAAGUAUCCCACCUAGACCCACCUCCACUUCCCUAUCCCGGAAACCCUUCAUUUCCCAAGGUUAAUCCACCUAGCCUGCACGUCUUUGGACCAUACGAGGGAAACCCAUGCAGACACGGGAAGAACUUGCAAACUCCACGCAGACAGUGGCCUGAAUGUGGAAAUGAACGAGAGUCUCUGGCGCUGUGUAACACCAAUGCCAGCCACUGAGCCACCACACUGUCCAGUUAUCGGACAAUUCUGGUUUAUGGACAGCUGGAUUUGGGGUAUUGUACCUGUCCUAGGUAAGCUUGGCACUGAAUACAUGGAAAUAUUAAGGUGGUAUCCCAGAAGAAAGUGGGUUAUGGUUUGUUUAUUACAUGUUUCAUUCCUCCUAUGACACACAAGGAUUGAAGCCACUGAUGUGAUUGCUAAUAACAUGACUACAGCAAAAUAUUGUACAUUCCCUAUUAUAUUUUGUGUGCAUUUCUAUUAAGUGAAUACCACUUUAUACUACAAACAGACUCACUCAAUUUUGGGCCCGAGGGAAUGGAAUAAGUAUUGACCAGAUUUUGUAUGAUCAGCAUUGUUUCAUAUGAAGUAAAGUUUUUAUUAACAGGAGGAAUCUGUGAUUGGAAAUGAACUUUGAUGCUUUAGAAUGGAUAUGGUUGUUUUGUAGACCUUGUACUGAUUUUCUGCUGCUAAUGUAGCAGUUGAGAUAUACAAAAUAAGUAAGCAAUGAGAUUUCACCAGUUGAAAGUCAACACAAUUUUUUUUUGAGUCAUGGAAAAUGAAACAUAUGCAAGAGUAAGUAAAUGCUGAGGCAGAAAAGGAACAUAAAUGGACAAUUUACCCUUGUUCUGCUCACUAUGUGAUAACAUUAUGAAUGUUAGGUAAAGUAUUCACAUGAAAUCAAUGGGGAGAGAUACAACAAAUGUCAGUUGUAACAGAGGCUGUCAUUUCCCAAAUAGCUACUACAAAUCCAUGAAUGAGUCCACUUCAUCCAUUCCACAGUCAGAAACCUAACAACACCAUGGACUGAACCAAUUUUUCAUCCAGUCUCUGUCAUGCAGCAUUUUGCAUUAUUACAUGUCAUAAAAAUUGUGAAAGUGUCUAGUUUAAGAAUGUAUCUAUUAUUAUUAUCCAAGGCAUCUAUUAUUGUGCCUGGAUCAGAGAACUGUGACCAACAUGAAACCUGACCAAGAAAUCAAAAGAGAACUUCCUGAGGCCUGCAUUUUAAAUUUCGCUUAUGGUGACCACAGAAACAUGAGAAAUUUAGGGCACAGGGUCUAGGCGCGAAACGUCAGCGUUUGUGCUCCUGAGAUGCUGCUUGGCCUGAUGUGUUCAUCCAACUUCACACUUAGUUAUCUUAAAUUUAGGGCACAAAACAGGCCAUUUGGUUCAUUACAUGUGCUAGCUGAAAUUGAGCUAUCCGGCCUAAUUAUACUUUCCAGUUGUUGGUCUGUACUCUUGUAAUUUAUGCCACAUUUUGUACUUCUCAAAGUGUUUCUUAGACGUGAGAGGAUUUCUGCCUCUGCCAACCUUUUCAAAUCAGUAAAUUCCUUAGUCCCACAACCCUCAGUAAAAAUUCUCCCCAUCUUCCUUUAAAUUUAGAAUCCUGUGCUUUGAUUUAUGACCAAGAUAACAAAGCAUGGAGCUGGAUGAACA